AUGACCGGCGGCGGCGGCGGCGGGGGAUUCGGGGCGUUUCGGCUGAGCAUGCCGGGGGGCGAUGCGACGGGCGGCGCGGAUAAGCGGCGCGGGAGCGUGGCGGUGUGCUGCGUGGUGGUGCUGCUGAUCAUCGCGCUGGCGUCGGGCGGCGGAUCCGCCAUCUGGGAUGGUAUAGGGGCGGGGACAGGGGGCGGGGGAGCCUUCUCCGCCGGUCCUUCCUACGUGUCGCUCUCCGCCACCCCCGACCCCGCGUCGCUGCGCCCCGAGCGCGUGUUCGCGCAGCCGCCGUGGCGCGUGCGCGACGGCAGCGAGGCGGGGUACCUGUACGGCUGGACGGGGCCCGCGCUCGCGUACCGCAUGGCGUGGAAGCAGCCCGCCGCCCACGGCGGAAGCGCAGGGGCGGGGGGAAAUAUUUCCGCGGACGAGUUCGCGCUGGCGAUGCGCGUGGGGGGCGUGCUGCGGCGCGUGGGCGUGUCGACGGUGGCGGCGAGCGGGCACACCCUGGCAGUGACUCCGGGGGGCGUGGUGCUGUCGUGGGGGCGCGACUGGGACGCGCGCAGACGCCCCGCGGGGCUGCUGGGGCGCGCGGACGGCGCGUUUUGGCGGCCUGCGCCGGUGGAGGGGCUGACGGGGGAGGGGCAGGUGGUGGCGGUGGCGACAGGGCAGUAUCACUCCGUUGCUGUAAUGGAGAGCGGACGUGUGUUCACGUGGGGGCUCAACAACAGGGGGCAGCUGGGCCGACCAAUCAAGAGCAAGGUGCGACGGGCUGUGUGGAGAAGGGGAGGUGUAGAAGGGAGGAGGGGAGGGGUCGGAGGGAGACGGGGUGGGGAGUGGGGAGGGUUGGGCGGGAGAGAGAGGAGGCUGAGGAGGGUGGGAUUUGGUGGGAGGGGAGCCGAGCGGGAGCGUGUGGGAACGGAUAUAGGUGGGGUUAUGAGGAGUUGUGUGGCUCAAAGUGGCCAACCAACGAAGAUCAUAUUAGCUGUGCAUCCUCAUCACUGUUCCAACCCUUUCUACCCUACUCUGAACACCCAACGGUUUUUCCAUCCAUGUCCCGUUCCCACCCACCUCUUGCGCACUUUCCCAUUCGCACAACAGCUCGCUGCAUGCAAGCCCACACUCUUGCAGACGGAAAUGAAUCACAGAAACCGCCUCCUCAUCCCUCUCCCUCCCACCUCUUCCCCUCCCUCCCGCGUCCCGCCCCAUCCCUUCCCUCCCACAUCCGCCCCACCCUGUUCGCACAUCCACCCGAUCCCACCCCAUCCCACCCAUCCCCACAUCUUACCCCACCCCUCCCAGGAGGACGGCUUCCGGCCGGGGCUGGUGGGAGGGCUGCUGGCCCAGGAGCGAGUGCUGGCGAUAGUGGCAGGGCGGUACUUCACACUCGCCAUCUCGCAGCACGGCCGCCUCUUCACCUGGGGCGCCAACCUCUACACCGGCGACGCCCCCUGGCGCCACGAGCACGACUCCGACUUCGAUGACGAUGCCGAUGCUGCUGCUGACGAGUUCCCAGAGAAAGGACCCGCGGGCACGGCCGGGAGCAGCAGUGAGAGGGAGGCGUGGCGGCAGCGGCUGAGAAACGCGGCGCUGGCAGCGGCCCAGCCGAGGGUGGUGGAGGCGGGGGUGGAGGGGGAGCAGGUAGUGGAGGUGGAUGUGGGCACGGACCACUGGGUGGCACUCACAGGGUCGGGCAUGGUGCUCGUGUGCCACACUGGGUUCACUCCUCAGGGGAUUCGGGUUGACACUGAGCAGCACAGAUCGUGGCUGGGAGUGGCGCCCGGGGUUCCCCUUGACCGCCCUGCUGCUGUGCGCGUGCCCCCUCAUCUGGGCUCCCAUCCUGGUGGAGGGGAGGAGGGGAGAGCGGCAGGGCCGGAGGUGCAGUCGGUGGCAGCGGCGCACCACACGACGUUUGCAGUGACAGCGGAUUACAAGGCCGUGUCGUGGGGCGAGGCGGGGCCACUGCUGGGGCGCGCGUGGGGGGAGGGCCAGGGGCAGGUGCCGGCGAAUCGGCCGGGGGUUGUGGGGAGCGGAGGAGGAGGAGGAGGGGCAGUGGGAGGGGAGGGGGUGGUUGGGUUGGAUCGGCAGACGGUGGAGCAGGUGUCGGCUGGGGAGGGCUUUGCUGUGGCGAGGCUGAGCCAUGGCGUGGUGUACUCGUGGGGCGACAACCAGCACGGGCAGCUAGGCCGCCCGGCGCCCUCUCAGGACGGCACUCCGGCGUUAGUGCACGGGCUGGAGCACCUGGAGGUGCUGCUGGUGGUGGCGGGGUCGCAGCAGGGCCUGGUGCUGUGCCGCGCACUGCAGGGCUCUGAAGCCGCCCUGGAGCCCCAGGAGUUUGACGACACGCGUGUGCUCAAUGAGGAGCACGUGUCGCCUGCAACGCUGCCUGAUCCCGAUGCUUCUGCUCCUGCUGCUGCUGUGCCUGUGCCUGGUGGUGCUGGUGGCGUGGGAGCAGGGUUUGGUGCAGCAGUGGGUGCAGCAGUGGGUGCAGCAGGGGGAGCAGUACGGGCUAUGGUGGCGGGUGGGGAAGGAACUGCUGUGGCGAGUGCAGCAGGAGGGGGUGACAUUGGUGCGGGGGAGAAUUGGGUGGAGCGAGUUGGGGGAGGGGCGUCAGCAGCGGAGCAGGGGGGCACGGGAGGGGAGGGGGCAGUGGCGCGGGACAUGUGGAUGAAGUUUGGGGAGGAGUUCAAGAUGCUGCCCCGGCAGGGCAUGGACAGCAGCAUGCGGAACCCGUGCUGGCGCGUGCAGGCAGGCAGUGCGGCGGGUAGUGCGGGCACGGAGGGGGGGGCAGGCCCCGAAGUGCACUGCCUGCCGUACUUCUUCAUCAUCGGUGCCACCAGAAUGUUGUCCGUCCCUCACUGCUCCUUCUUGCACUCGCCCUCGUACUUCCUGCUCCAUCUCCUUUCCCCUUCCCCUCCCUGUGCACCGGCGGGCACGCAGGACCUGUACCGCAAGCUGACGUCCUCCAUCAUCCCGGGCAUAUUCCCAGCCGCCAUCCCCAACCCCCAGUGCUCGUUCCUGUCUUCGUGCGAAAUGGCUCCUUGCAGUUUCUUCUUCUUUGAAUGCUUCCACCAACAGCUCAAAUCGCAGUCCUCUGUCUCGUCCUCCCUUCUCUGCUUCCCUGCCUCUCAUCCUCUCCCCUCCUGCCACACAACAACCACCAUCCUCAUCUCGCCACAGCCACUCCCCUCCCUCCCCUCCUCUCGUCCUCCUCAACUCCAACCCUCUCAUGAACCCAUGACCGCAACUGCCCGAGAGACACACACCCCCACCCAUCACAUCUCCCUGCUCGCCUCCACCCCUCCUCUUCCCAUCCCUUCCCCGCGGUUUCCCCCCCACCUCCUCCCCUCUCCUGCCUCCAUACCCCCGCUGCCCCAUCCCCACCCUCCCUUGUGCAGGUGGGACCGCAACGGAGCACGGGACUUUGCGUGGUACGUGUCGCUGUUUGACGAGGCAGCGCAGCACAUGGUGAACACGGGGGGCAGCGCGGUGACAGGCGAGGCGUCCAGCACGCUGCUCACCAGCUCAGGCGUGGUGCUGCGAGGCCACGUGGACGACAGGCACACGGUGCCGCAGCUGCUGCACCUCGUGCUGCCCAGGAGCAAGUUCAUUGUCAUCCUCCGGAACCCCGUGGACCGGUUUUUCUCCGAGUUUAACCUCGCUGCCGCUGUCAACCCCUCACCCUCCGUUCCCAGGGACUUUCAUAAAUACCGUGUUGGAGGAUGA
Closterium sp. Naga37s-1 is the source of this 3720-nucleotide messenger RNA. Lineage: Eukaryota; Viridiplantae; Streptophyta; Zygnematophyceae; Desmidiales; Closteriaceae. The record is from the annotation of a GenBank genome assembly.